UCUUUCAUUCUGCAGUCAACCGAAGAGACAGACAGACGGAGCGAGUGUGAAGCUCCCCGGGAGACUGACAAGCGGAGGUAGACGGGCCGAGCUACAUCCUGCUGUUUUCCUGGAGAUCUAGGACACUUCUCCGCCAGCUCAGUUUUUACAACCGACGAGACGAAAACAAGACAUUUGUGCUUUUUCAAGACUGGCCUGACACACUUAGAUACUUGGAGGAGUCUGGACACUGAAGUGGAUAAAUGACGGUUACUAAUGCACAGCUCCAGAUGUUCUUUAUCAUUUUGGCUAAUUUGGACACUUGAGCCCCCUCCUACACUGAACUUACAAUAAACAGACUGAGAACUUUACGAGAAGAGUUGUUUUAGUCGCCAGCCCCUCAUCCCCCUUGACCUCUAACCUGCUCCUUUUCCUAAGUAACAUUUCAAACUGGCUGCCACCAUACAAAGAUGGAAAAUCUGACGUCAGAGGAUAACCAUAACUGCAUCGAGACCUUCAGCAGUUAUGAAGAGUCUCUUCCGUCUGCAGAAGGGAGUCCAUCUCGCAUGGGUCGCAGCGCCAAGUCCAAAAAUAACAUGAACUGCCGGCGAAAGCGAGAAUUCAUUUCGGACGAGAAGAAAGACGCCUGCUAUUGGGAGAAACGCCGCAAAAACAACGAGGCGGCCAAGCGCUCCCGGGAGAAGCGACGCAUCAAUGAUAUGGUCUUGGAGAACCGUGUCCUUGCACUGAAUGACGAGAACAUGAUUCUGAAGACGGAGCUGCUCCAGCUGAAGCUGCGUUUCGGCCUCAUAAGCACGGCCUCCUACAUUGAAAAGAGUCAGCAGCUUGGAGCGAGCAACAGCGCGGCGAAUGCAGAGAUUUUAACGUCCUCCUCCUCCUCUUCUGCCCAGUACUACUCCAGCGGUUACUCUAGCGGCUCUCAGGUGAUGAUGAACUCUGACUCCUCAGAAACAGAGCAGUCCGGCCACAGGCAGCUGGUGAAAUACUCUCCACGCGGCUCCCUCUCCGAUAUGUCCGACGGAUCCUCCAGGGACAGCCCCGAGCCAAUUCCCUUUGAGAUCAAACAAGAGGUGGACAGGAUAGAGAUGGACAUUACCAAUGGCACCACCCCCCAGAUCAUGUUGGACAUCCACCGAGGUCUGGCUGCUGUGCCGACCCACCACCAGAUACAUUCUCAGGAGCUGGAGGCGGUAUAUCAGAGCCAGCAACAACAGCACCACCAACAACAACAACAACAACAACCCCAUCAGGAGCCUGUUAUGAACACCGUCAGCCAGCCCAACCCUCACCCACCAGCCGCCCAGAGGAGCGUCAUUCUGUACGGCUCCAGCAGCGCCUCCUAUCCCGUGGAAAGGCACCAGGACAUCGAUAUGCAGGCGGCACACAAACAAAACCAGAUGAGUGUUGGACGAUUGCCUCAGUGUCUUCCAGAGAACUCCUCCACGGAGACACUGGCGGAGGUGACGAAGCAGCUGGAGAUGAAGACGUUAGACUCCCCUCGGUAUGACCUUGCUGACGAGGCUGGAGAGAGACAUGCGUACAGAGACUACCAACUCCCCCCGCAGCACCAUCAGGAGAGAGAUUCAUCAGCAGACCAGUCCCACCUGUACCACCAUCUCCAGCAGCAACAGCAUUCAUACCUCAGUGCCCAAGGCGAGGAGCCGCCAAUGCUCACCUACGAAAGAACGGAGUCUUACGACAGAGUCCAACCGAGCAAGGACACGUCGUCCAGUGAUAUAGAUCCUGACAAAGACGCCUCUACGGACGAUGAGGAGACCCCCAUCUCAUCUUUAUCAGAUAUGGGCAACUACCAACAGCUUACCAGUCUGCACCAUCCUGCCUCGCCUUCUCCCCCCUCCCAGGGAAGCCCUCAGAUCCAGGGUCGAGAACCUGUGGGCGAGGUGAAAGGAACCGCUUUGCCCCACAAACUGAGACUCAAACACCGGGCCAUGAGUACCGGGAGCAGUGGGGCUUCGGGCCAGGAAUCCCCGACGACCCCUUCUUCUGCGACGCCGCCUCCCCUGCCCCAACAUCCAUACUUGUCCCUCUUGCCUCAGCAGAACACUAAGAGAGAAAGCCCGGUUGGAGGCUUAAAACAGGCGGAGGCGGGCAAAAAAAAGGAGACAGGUGGACGACGAAACAAGAGGCGAGAUUAGGCGAUCACCGCUUCUCGAAAAGACAUAAUUCUGCUUCUAAGAACGACCCUGCCAUCAUGCCUUUGCCCUCAAAUCAAACCCCCUCCCUGAAGCCCUUGGGACAGGAAGCUGGGUUUUUCUACUCCCCUCUCCCUUCCUAAAAGGCUGGACAUCUUGUAGGGCUGUAUCGUGUUUGUAUAUAUUGUACAGAUUUGUCAUUUCUUAAAUCCUCUCCAUAUUUACAGAAGCACUUUUUUUUAUGUGAAGAGAGGAGGAAUGGAACUACCUGCUUUUCGUCAACAUUAAGAUCUCGUACAAACAAGAAUGUUGGAAAAAGAAAAGUUUUGAGCUUUAUUAGUACUAUAAAUUUGGUACUUAUCUGACUGUAGACAAACAUACACAUGUAUGGCUAUCUGCCUUAAUUUAAAUCUAAUGCAAACGUACGCUUGGGGACAUUCCCUUGACCAAAGAUCCACCAACACUACAAAUAUCAAGUUCCAUACCUCUUCCCGACCCUACCUCUACCAACCCAUACUCUACCCGACCAUCUCCAUUGUUUCACACGAAGAUCGACAUCACCUUUAUUUUUUAAGCACUUGUUUUGUAUAUUACUGUGACAUAUGAAUAUAUGUAUCUAUUAUAAAUAUAUAUUUUGCAAAGAAAUUUGAAUACAAAUUCAACAAAAAUGGGACAAACCUGAGAUGGUUAGUGAGGGUUUUGAAAGUGACCAUCCUAAAAUGAAUCACAAUGACUGUACAGCCGUGUUGUCCGCUGCUGCUGCAGGACCCAUUCGAUUAAAACGCUCUCUUUGGAUUUAGUUCAGGGGUGUCAAACUCAAUUUCAUCGCGGGCCACAUUCGCAUAAAGCUUGCACUCAAAGUGCCGGUUG
Messenger RNA from Notothenia coriiceps (black rockcod), 3023 nucleotides. RefSeq lists its product as uncharacterized. Gene Ontology annotation, molecular function: DNA binding; DNA-binding transcription factor activity. NCBI's taxonomy places the organism in Eukaryota, Metazoa, Chordata, Actinopteri, Perciformes, Nototheniidae. The record is from RefSeq and is a predicted model, not a curated record. Gene Ontology annotation, cellular component: nucleus. Bases 450 to 2156 code for a protein of 568 amino acids. The transcript has a single exon. Gene Ontology annotation, biological process: circadian rhythm; regulation of DNA-templated transcription.